AUGGCGACCCUGCUCCCUCCCCGAGGCACCUCUGCGUUCCGCCGCUUCACCCCGGAAUCACUGGUGGAGAUUGAGAGGCUCAUGGCGGAAAGGAAAAAGGUCGCAGAAGUAGAUAACCAUGAGGAGGAAGAGCUGACAGCCCCAAACAUUGACCUGGAGGCAGGCAAAGCUUUGCCCAUGAUCUAUGGAGACCCUCCAGCAGCACUACUCAACACACCUCUGGAAGAUAUCGACCCCUUCUACAAAGCACAGAAAACAUUCAUUGUAAUCAGCAAAGGAAACACAAUCUUCAGCAUGUUCAUCAUGUUAACCAUUUUAUCAAACUGUGCAUUCAUGACAAUGAGCAACCCACCAGCAUGGAGUAAAACUGUUGAGUAUGUUUUUACUGGUAUUUAUACCUUCGAGGCAACAAUCAAAGUGUUGUCCAGAGGUUUCUGUGUUGGAUCUUUUACAUUCCUUCGAGAUCCAUGGAAUUGGCUGGAUUUCAUGGUGAUCAGCAUGGCAUACGUCACUGAGUUUGUUGACCUUGGAAACGUGUCAGCCCUCAGGACAUUUCGUGUACUUAGAGCCCUUAAAACAAUCACUGUGAUUCCUGGUUUGAAAACCAUUGUGGGUGCUUUGAUCCAGUCAGUGAAGAAAAUGGUGGAUGUAAUGAUUCUUACCGUCUUCGCUCUUGCGGUCUUUGCCCUUGUUGGACUUCAACUUUUCAUGGGAAAUCUGCGUCAAAAGUGCGUGCGAUGGCCCAUCCCAUCAAACGAAACGGCAUUUGAAGUCUUCAACGUCACUUCCACAUUCAAUGACACUUUGGCUUUCAACAACACCCUGGAUUUUAAUGACACGGCAUAUUCCAAUAGUUCUUAUGAUUUCAUGGAAUAUAUUGAAAACAGUGAAAAUCACUAUUAUUUGGAAGGCAGCCUGGAUGCUCUCAUUUGUGGAAACAGCUCUGAUGCUGGGAGGUGCCCAGAAGGAUACAUGUGUAUGAAGGCUGGGAGGAACCCCAACUACGGUUACACCAGCUUUGACUCCUUUGGCUGGGCCUUCCUGGCCCUCUUCAGGCUUAUGACACAGGACUACUGGGAGAACCUCUUCCAGCUGAUUCUGCGGGCAGCUGGAAAGACAUACAUGCUGUUCUUUGUGGUGAUUAUUUUCCUGGGCUCUUUCUACCUCAUCAACCUCAUCCUAGCCGUGGUUGCCAUGGCUUAUGAUGAACAGAAUGAGGCAAAUCAAAGAGAGGCCAUAGAGAAAGAGGAGGAGUUUCAGCGUCUUUUAGAGCAACUCAAGAAUCAAGAGCAGCACCAAGCUGGUGGGAGUCAAGUAACCCUUGCCAGCAGGAAGUCGCUCAGCCAUCACACAGGAUCUGUAUUGGCAGACAAUGAGCAGAACCCUGGAGAUGACAACGAAGGUAUCAAGGAUUGUAAUGGGAGACUGAUCAAUCGAGUACCCUCACAGCACGAGUUUGUUACUAAAGAUGAAGACAAGGAGAAAUCUUUAGGGUCUGUCCACAGCAUGCUGUAUCUGGAGGGAGAAGGCCUGAAUCAGAGAACCGCUAGUGCUUCGACUGUGCCCACCUCAGAAGCUAUGGAAGAGCGGGAGGAGACUCAGAGGCCUUGUCCAUCUGGCUGGUACAAAUUUGCUGACACCUUGCUGAAGUGGGACUGCUGCAUGCCUUGGGUGUUGUUUAAAGAAUGGGUACACUUUGUGGUGAUGGAUCCCUUUGUCGACCUGGCCAUCACCAUCUGCAUCGUGCUCAACACCCUCUUCAUGGCCAUGGAGCACUAUCCCAUGACAUCUGAGUUUGACAACAUGCUGUCUGUGGGCAACCUGGUUUUCACUGGGAUUUUCACAGCAGAGAUGGUCUUUAAACUUAUCGCCAUGGACCCUUACUACUACUUCCAGGUUGGCUGGAACAUUUUCGACAGCAUCAUUGUCACACUCAGUCUGGUGGAGUUAGGACUGGCUAAUGUCCAGGGCCUCUCUGUUCUCAGGUCCUUCCGUUUGCUUCGUGUAUUCAAACUGGCCAAGUCCUGGCCCACACUCAGCAUGCUGAUCAAGAUUAUUGGUAACUCGGUAGGAGCUUUGGGUAACCUGACGUUGGUGCUGGCCAUCAUCGUAUUCAUCUUCGCCGUGGUAGGCAUGCAGCUCUUUGGCAAAAGCUACAAGGACUGUGUGUGUAAGAUAUCCUUAGACUGCCAGCUACCACGCUGGCACAUGAACGACUUCUUCCACUCUUUCCUCAUUGUGUUUCGCAUUCUCUGCGGUGAGUGGAUCGAGACCAUGUGGGACUGCAUGGAGGUGGCUGGAGCUGGGAUGUGCUUAGUCGUCUUCAUGAUGGUCAUGGUCAUUGGAAACCUAGUGGUGUUGAAUCUCUUCCUGGCUUUGCUGCUCAGCUCAUUCAGUGGAGACAACCUCUCAGUGGGGGAUGAUGAUGGAGAAAUGAACAACCUCCAGAUAGCCAUUGGCAGGAUCACGAGGGGCAUCGACUGGCUUAAAGCAGUCAUUAUCCAAACGGUCUUACAGCUACUGGGUAGAAAGCCCAAAGAGACUGACAAGGGCCCUACAGAGGACAUGGACCCUAAAAUGGAGGCCAUUGAGCUGAACCACUUGGACACUGGUCAGGAUUUCAAAAUGGCAGAUGGAAUACCUAAUUGCUUAGUUGAAGACCGGCCUUGUGGAUUUUUUGUGGAUGGGGAGCUCAGUCUCACUGUGCCAAUUGCUCAGGGAGAGUCAGAUUUUGAGAACUUGGAGGAUGAGGAGGAUGAAGAUGAAAACUCUGAGACAUCCGAUGAGGAAAGUAGUCAACAUAACAAGCUGAUGGGUGUAACCGAAGAUGAUGAUGAUGGAGCGUCUUCAGUAUGCAGCACAGUGGACUACCAACCCCCUGAGCCUGAACCAGAGGUAGUGGAAGAGGAAGAGCCUGAGCCAGUGGAGCCAGAAGCCUGCUUCCCAGACAGUUGUGUGAGGCGUUUUCCAUGUCUGAAUGCGGACAUCACUCAAGGUAGAGGCAAGAUUUGGUGGAAUAUCCGUAGGACCUGUUUCACCAUUGUGGAGCAUGACUGGUUUGAGACCUUCAUCAUCUUUAUGAUCCUCCUCAGCAGUGGAGCUCUGGCCUUUGAAGACAUAAACAUAGAAAGACGGCGAACCAUCAAAAUUAUCCUUGAGUAUGCUGAUAAGGUUUUCACCUACAUCUUUAUCAUUGAGAUGCUUCUAAAAUGGGUGGCAUAUGGCUUCAAGACCUACUUCACCAACGCUUGGUGUUGGUUAGAUUUUUUCAUUGUGGAUGUCUCCGUGAUUAGUUUAGGUGCCAACUGGUUAGGCUACUCUGAACUUGGACCAAUCAAAUCUCUACGAACACUCAGGGCCCUAAGGCCUCUCCGUGCACUGUCAAGAUUUGAAGGGAUGAGGGUAGUGGUGAAUGCUCUUGUUGGGGCCAUUCCCUCCAUCUUCAAUGUGCUGCUGGUUUGUCUGAUCUUCUGGCUCAUAUUCAGCAUCAUGGGAGUCAACCUGUUUGCUGGGAAGUUCUACCGCUGCAUCAAUACGACCACUGAGGAGCUUUUCCCACUCACUGAGGUCAACAACGUGAGCGAAUGCAUGGCAAUCAAGGAGGCCACACAAGAGGCCCGCUGGGUCAAUGUCAAGGUCAACUACGACAAUGUCGGACUUGGGUACCUUUCUCUGCUUCAAGUGGCAACAUUCAAAGGUUGGAUGGACAUCAUGUAUGCUGCAGUUGACUCACGAGAGGUGGGAGAGCAGCCUUCCUAUGAGAUCAACAUCUAUAUGUAUAUAUACUUUGUCAUCUUCAUCAUCUUUGGCUCCUUUUUCACACUUAAUCUCUUCAUUGGUGUAAUUAUUGACAAUUUCAACCAGCAAAAGAAAAAGAUAAACAAGGACAUCUUCAUGACUGAGGAGCAAAAGAAAUAUUAUGAGGCCAUGAAGAAACUGGGUUCCAAGAAACCACAGAAGCCAAUUCCACGACCGCUGAACCCAAUACAAGGCAUGGUGUUUGACUUCAUCAGUCAGCAGUUCUUUGACAUCUUCAUCAUGGUCCUGAUCUGCCUCAAUAUGGUGACCAUGAUGGUAGAGACAGACAACCAGAGUCCAGAGAAGGAGGACUUGCUGUUUAAAAUCAACGUUGCCUUCAUUGUUGUCUUCACUGGAGAGUGUCUGUUAAAGAUGCUUGCACUGCGACACCACUACUUCACUGUAGGAUGGAACAUUUUUGAUUUUGUCGUGGUCAUCUUGUCUAUAUCUGGUAUAAUGCUGUCAGACCUCAUAGAGAAGUACUUUGUGUCGCCCACUCUGUUCAGAGUGAUCAGACUGGCUAGAAUUGGCAGGAUUCUGCGUCUUAUCAAAGGAGCCAAGGGAAUUCGGACGCUGCUUUUUGCUCUCAUGAUGUCACUUCCUGCCUUAUUUAAUAUUGGCCUCCUGCUCUUCCUCAUUAUGUUCAUCUUCUCCAUAUUUGGCAUGUCAAACUUUGCUUAUGUCAGAAAGCACGCUGGAAUCGAUGACAUCUUUAAUUUUGAGACUUUUGGUGGUAGCAUUAUCUGCCUGUUUCAGAUCACAACCUCGGCAGGAUGGGAUGGGCUUCUACUCCCCAUCCUAAACAGGGAGCCUCCAGACUGUGACCCAGACAUCGAGAACCCAGGCUCGGAUGUAAAGGGUAACUGUGGCAACCCAGGUAUGGGCAUCAUGUUCUUCUGCAGCUACAUCAUCAUCUCAUUUUUGGUGGUGGUCAAUAUGUACAUUGCCAUCAUCUUAGAGAACUUCAAUGUGGCUCAAGAGGAGAGUGGCGAUGCACUGUGCGAGGAAGACUUUGAGAUGUUCAAUGAGACCUGGGAGAGGUUUGACAUUGAGGCAACUCAGUUCAUUGAGUAUAGCCGGCUUUUCGAUUUUUGUGACGCUCUGCAGGUACCGCUGAGGGUGCCCAAGCCCAAUCGGCUACGUCUGAUCGAAAUGGACCUACCCCUGGUGAUUGGAGACAGGGUCCACUGCCUGGAUAUCCUUAUGGCCGUCACUCAGAUGGUCUUGGGAGACACAGUGGAAAUGGCAGCAAUGCGGGAGAGCAUUCAGACUAAGUUCAUCAUGAGCAACCCCACCUCGGACUCCUUUGCACCCAUCACCACAACGCUGCGCCACAAAGAAGAGGAGUUGGCUGCUAUGGUCAUUCAAAGGGCUUACCGCAAGCAUCUACUGAAGCGCUCCAUACGUCAUGCCUCCUUUAUUCAACGAUCCAAAAGGCUAAAGAAAAGGGAUGGCAAUGAAGAACGACCAGAAAAAGAGGGGUUGCUGGUGCAAAAGAUGGAAGUACUCUAUGGGAGCAUCAAGGACCUUGCAGAGGAGAUGGAACAGGCUUUGUUACAAGCUCUACCAAGCUCAGAGUCAGUCAAGCCAGAGCCUCUGCCAUGUGCCACAGACUUCCAGAAUGGGCCGGAGCCCACUGGGCCGAAUCUCAUUGUUGUACCUGUAGAGAUAACCAGUGAGGUCUUACUACACUCUGCCCCCCAUCGAAAGCCCUUUACCUCUGGGGAAAAUUUACGAGAGUCGUUUGUAUAA
Molecule: messenger RNA, 5550 nt
Organism: Lampris incognitus (smalleye Pacific opah)
Lineage: Eukaryota; Metazoa; Chordata; Actinopteri; Lampriformes; Lampridae
Gene: scn4aa
Product: sodium channel, voltage-gated, type IV, alpha, a
Exons: 25
Coding region: 1-5550 (1849 amino acids)
Biological process (GO): sodium ion transmembrane transport; neuronal action potential; membrane depolarization during action potential
Cellular component (GO): voltage-gated sodium channel complex; plasma membrane; axon
Molecular function (GO): voltage-gated sodium channel activity; protein binding
Source: RefSeq, a predicted model, not a curated record